GAUGCAUCUUUUUAAAGUCUUGGACCUGGCCCUGAGGCGACGGUGGCCCUGGGCGGUCUUCGAAUUGAACUUGACUUGGAUCGCCUCCUGAGAGGCCAGAGGGCGCCAUGGGCCGCUACCGCAUCCGAGUGGUCACCGGGGCCUGGCUCUUCUCGGGAUCCCUCAACCUAGUGCGUCUGUGGCUGGUUGGGGCGCAUCGGGAGGCAAAACUGGAGCUGCAGCUGCGGCCAGCGCGGGGCAAGGAGGAAGAGUUUGACUUCGACGUUCCCGAGGACUUGGGGCCGCUGCAGUUUGUGAAACUGCACAAACAGCACACAGUUGUGGACGACGCCUGGUUCUGCAACCUCAUCACAGUUCAGGGACCCGGGACGAGCGCAGAGGCCGUGUUUCCCUGCUAUCGCUGGGUGCAGGGAGAGGGGAUCCUGAGCCUGCCGGAGGGGACCGCCCGCCUGGCAGGAGACAAUGCCUCGGAUGUCUUUCAGAAGCACAGAGAAAAGGAACUAAAAGAAAGGCAACAGACGUACUGCUGGGCCACCUGGAAGGAAGGCUUACCUCAGACAAUAGCAGCCGACUGUAAGGAUGACCUGCCUCCAAAUAUGAGAUUCCACGAGGAGAAGAGAUUGGACUUUGAAUGGACGCUGAAGGCGGGGGUUCUGGAAAUGGGCCUCAAACGUGUCUAUACCUUCCUGAGAAGCUGGGACCGUCUGGAAGACUUUGAUCAGAUCUUCUGGGGCCAGAAGAGUGUCUUGGCUGAGAAGGUUCACCGGUGUUGGCAGGACGAUGACCUCUUUGGUUACCAGUUUCUCAAUGGUGCCAACCCCAUGCUGUUGAGACGCUCUACUUCUCUGCCCUCCAGACUGGUACUGCCCUCUGGGACAGAGGAGCUUCAAGCUCAGUUGGAGAAAGAACUCAAGAAUGGAUCCCUGUUUGAAGCUGACUUUAUCCUGCUGGAUGGAAUUCCAGCUAAUGUGAUCCGAGGAGAACAACAGUACCUGGCUGCUCCUCUUGUCAUGCUGAGGAUGGACCCCGGUGGGAAGCUGCUGCCCAUGGCUAUCCAAAUUCAGCCUCCCAACCCUAGCUCCCCAGCUCCAACACUGUUCCUGCCCUCAGAUCCUCCACUCGCCUGGCUCUUAGCUAAGAUCUGGGUCCGAAAUGCAGAUUUCCAACUGCAGGAGCUCCAAUUCCAUUUGCUGAACACUCACCUCGUGGCUGAGGUCAUUGCUGUUGCCACCAUGAGGUGCCUCCCAGGACUGCACCCUAUCUUCAAGCUCCUAGUUCCACACAUCCGUUACACUAUGGAAAUUAACACUCGAAGCCGGACCCAGCUCAUCUCUGAUGGAGGAAUAUUUGAUCAGGUAGUGAGCACAGGUGGAGGCGGCCAUGUUCAGCUGCUCACUCGGGCAGUGGCUCAGCUGACUUACCACUCUCUCUGUCCUCCUGAUGAUCUGGCUAACCGAGGCCUGCUGAGGAUCCCAAGUGCUCUCUACGCUCAGGAUGCUUUACGGCUCUGGGAAGUCACUGCUAGGUAUGUGAAGGGGAUGGUCCAUCUCUUCUACCAGAGUGAUGAUAUUGUGAGGGGAGACCCAGAGCUGCAGGCCUGGUGUCGGGAGAUCACUGAGGUGGGGCUGUGCCAUGCCCAGGACAGAGGAUUCCCUGUCUCCUUCCAGACCCGGGCUCAGCUCUGCCAUUUCCUCACCAUGUGUGUCUUCACGUGCACAUCCCAGCAUGCUGCCAUCAACCAGGGUCAGCUGGACUGGUAUCGUUGGGUACCUAAUGCUCCAUGCACAAUGAGGAUGCCCCCACCUACCAACAAGGAUGAUGUGACGAUGGAGACCGUGAUGGGGUCGCUACCUGAUAUUCAGAAGUCCUGUCUUCAGAUGACCAUCACAUGGCACCUGGGUCGCCUCCAGCCAGACAUGGUACCUCUAGGACGCCACAAAGAAAAAUAUUUCUCAGACCCAAGGACCAAAGUUGUGCUCAGCCAAUUUCAAGCAGAUUUGGAAAACUUGGAGAAAGAGAUUACAGCCCGGAAUGAGCAACUUGACCUGCCCUAUGAGUACCUCAAGCCCAGCCGCAUAGAGAACAGUAUCACCAUCUAAGGCAGAGCUGCUGGGACCCAGAAGACUCCAUCAUCUCCAGAACUGCCACGACCCACUUGAUUCUGUGCCUCCUUAUAUCUGCUGCAGAGACUCUAACUUCUCUUCUAAAUACUCCACAUCAGUAUCCUACUACAGGGCACUAAAUGUUUUGCUGUUAAGAGGAACAGUUUAGUCUUUGGAGGUCCACCCACUUUCUACCACAAUUACUUAGCUCUCUCACUAUACUACUAGUGUGUGACUAUGUUCCAAUAAAACUUUAGGUGUGGACACUGAGAUGUGAACAUCACAUGUCACCAGGUAGUCUUUGGACUUGUCCAGCCAUUUAAAAACAAAAAAACGAAGCCAGGUAUGGUGGUGCACGCCUCUAAUCAUGGCAGGCAGAUGCAGCCAACCUCGAGUUCUACAGAUCUCUUGAGCCUACAGAGUGAGCUCCAGGACACCCGGUUUGUUGAGACCACAUCAAACAAAACAAAAUAAAACAAGGUACAAAAACAAAAGUACUAAGCACGAUUUCAGGUUAGAUUUGGUCUAACUUCAUACAAGCCUCAGGCCCCAAACCCAGUUUUCAAAACAUCCAAGAGCCCUGGCUGAGGAGAGGAAAAGUGUAUUUCUGGAUAGAAUCGACCACUUUGGCUAAUUCUCCUUUGCCAGGAACCAGACCUCAUGCUUGAUGGUCAAUGUGUAAAUUCCAGCCUCUUCCUCUCCACUUUCCCAUUCUGAACACAUACCCUGGAAUAGUUCUAAAUAAAGGUAUUACUGGCCCCAAAUAAAAACCAUCUCACCAAAUUGCUUCCUUCCCUAACAGUCACAAACAAGAGAGGCAGGAAACCCUGUUUCAAGACUACACUUCCAGCUCACUCGCAUCCAGCUACGACCGUGUGCUUCACAAGUUCUCUUCCCAACCAUUUUAAGAACAAUAUCCACAAAAUAAACAGAAAAACGUGGCACAAGCUUCCAGUCCAUGACCAUGUUCCUGUCUGGUGCGGAGGUCUUGAGAUUAAAAUAUUCUGUGGAUGCUGUGCUUACUAGGAUGGGCAUGCCAAUCUCAGUGCAAAAUUCUUUUUCAUCACUGGCCCUAAGCUAGAACCCCAGCCCUAGACGGGUGGGAGUGUUUUUUUAAACAUCUCUACCCCCAAAUACUACAAAUGUUUCUCACUAGUGGAGUUACCAAAUUUCUGUGUUGGGAGAGGAAGGCCUAGUCUUAUUUUUACAUCUGGGGCUUUGGAUGAGAAUGGCACCACAGGAUCAUGUAGGUGAAUGCUUGGUCAACAGCAAUGGAAUCCUUUGAAAGGAUUACAAGGGCUAGGAAGUGUGGCCUUGUUGGAGGAGGUGUGUCACUAGCGGUGGGCUUUGAGGUUUCAAAACCCCAUGCAUCAGUCCUACCUCCCACCUCCAAAACAGGAUUUAGCCCUCGGGUGCUGCUCCAGGCCAUGUUGUGUAUGCUGCCACGCUCGCUCCCCCCACCAUGAUAAUGAACUACGUUUCUGAAACUUUAGUUCACUUAGCAAGGCCACUUUCCUUCAUGUGACAUUUAUAACGAUACUGAAUUUCAAGUGAAGCAUUUCCGGCAUCACGAAGUCAACUAUUUAAAAGCAUUCCUCAAAGCAGGAUGCUUGGCCUGAGGAGGGGACUCCUCCUUUUUCUUUCCAAAGUGUCAAAGCAUCUUUCUAAAGGGAGCCCUGGCUAGAAGCGAUGUGCCCGCCUAUCGAAUCUCCCGGACUCGCUUACCGUCUCCCCAUCACAGAAGACCACCCAAGACUAAGAAGGUAUGUGAGGAUCCAGACGACCCCAAGCUUCUCGACCUGACGGAACAUCCCUAACGCUACUCAACAGUUUUGUGGCCUCUUUCCUGACAACGCGUUACAGCUGGUUCCUGGUCACGUGAUCUGCCAAAGCUUGGCCUACCACCCGUCACAGCGUUCGGUUCUGGGAGUCACCCCUCGGAGUGGUCCGCGCCCGAGGCCACGCCUCCCCGUCGCUCGGCGCCGCGCAAGUCCCCAAAUCCUGCUCCCGUCCCAGCGUCUCCAGGGUUCCCUCUCCCUGCCUCUGCGCCGCGCUCCGCUCUGUCUCUAGCGAUCCC
Molecule: messenger RNA, 4179 nt
Organism: Apodemus sylvaticus (European woodmouse)
Lineage: Eukaryota; Metazoa; Chordata; Mammalia; Rodentia; Muridae
Product: polyunsaturated fatty acid lipoxygenase ALOX12
Exons: 16
Coding region: 108-2099 (663 amino acids)
Biological process (GO): linoleic acid metabolic process; lipid oxidation
Cellular component (GO): sarcolemma; cytosol
Molecular function (GO): linoleate 13S-lipoxygenase activity; arachidonate 12(S)-lipoxygenase activity; protein binding
Source: RefSeq, a predicted model, not a curated record